Molecule: messenger RNA, 858 nt
Organism: Phycomyces blakesleeanus NRRL 1555(-)
Lineage: Eukaryota; Fungi; Mucoromycota; Mucoromycetes; Mucorales; Phycomycetaceae
Exons: 2
Coding region: 1-858 (285 amino acids)
Source: RefSeq, a predicted model, not a curated record
AUGACAAUAAAUGAAAGCACUGCUACCCAUCAUUGUCCAAGCUGUUUGGGAACAAAUUAUCUUCGAAUAACUAGUCUGAUGUGUUCUAACAAUGUACAGAUACCAGUACAAAAUCAGAAUCCUCAAAACCAAAACGUUGCCAACAUUGCCCGACUUCAAAAUAUCUCUGAGCCAGAAAUUGAUAGCAGAGGGAAUAUUGAUGUUGUCUGUAGAUUUUGUGCAGCAUUGAUGUGGUUGAAAGAGAAGGACACUGAUUGGUCUAUCCACAGAUCGAAAUUUAACAUUUGCAGUGGCAAGAGAAAAUAUGUUCUUCUUCCUCUUGAGCCAACAUCACCUGGAAUUUCUGAGCUUCUAAAUUACAGGACAUUGGAUGGAAAAUAUUUUCUCAGUAAAGUCAGAGGCUACAACAGCAUCUUAAACUUCACAUUGCUGAGAGCUAAAAUUGACAACUCUGUGGCAAAUAACCAAGGUGGUGCGUACUGCUUCAGAAUACAUGGCACUAUAUGUCACAGAAUUGGGUCUAUUCGUCCAUCAAGAGCCCAAGAUAUUGAUCACGUUCAACUUACUCAAGUAUACAUAUAUGAUCUAGCAUCAUCAAUGCAUCAAGUAUCACAGGAGAAUGGACAUGUAAAAGAUGUUGCUAUAUGCUUGGUUGCUGAAGGUCCCCAAGAUCAAAGAAGAUAUAAUGCACCAACUGCUGAUGAGGUUGCUAUUCUAAUUAUAAAUAAUGAAAGAGGUUCUUCUAGAGACAUCAUACUGCACACACAAACCAACCAGCUACAAAAAUUAAAUGAGUAUCAUAAAUCGUAUGAUGCUCUUCAUUAUGUUUUGCUCUUCUAUUCUGGUGAGAAUGGAUAG